AAAGGCGGAAAAACUGUAGUAAUUGAGCCCCACAGACACGAGGGGGUUUUCAUCGCCAAAGGCAAAGAAGACGCUUUAGUUACGUUGAAUCUUGUCCCCGGGUCUGAGGUUUAUGGGGAGAAAAGAAUAUCAGUCGAGACUGAUGGAAAUAAAGUCGAAUACAGAGUGUGGAAUCCAUUCCGGAGUAAAUUAGCUGCUGCUAUUUUGGGGGGAGUCGACCAAAUUCACAUGCCCCCAGGAAGCAAAGUAUUAUAUUUGGGGGCUGCGUCGGGGACUACUGUGUCUCACGUCUCUGAUAUUGUUGGACCUGAAGGACUAGUAUACGCCGUGGAAUUUUCACAUAGAUCAGGACGUGAUUUAAUAAACGUAGCGAAGAAAAGAACUAACAUUAUUCCAAUUAUUGAAGACGCCAGACACCCUCAUAAAUACAGGAUGUUGAUUGGAAUGGUCGACACAGUAUUUGCUGAUGUUGCCCAGCCUGAUCAAGCCAGAAUAGUGGCUUUAAAUGCACAAUACUUUUUGAAAAAUGGGGGACACUUUGUCAUUUCAAUUAAAGCCUCGUGUAUUGACUCAACUGCUCAACCAGAAGCCGUUUUUGCUUCGGAAGUUAAAAGAUUGCAAGCAGAUCAAUUAAAACCUCAAGAACAGAUCACUUUGGAGCCCUAUGAGAGGGACCAUGCUGUAGUUGUUGGCGUGUUUAGGCCGCCCCCGAAAAAGCAGCAAUGAGGAAUAAUUAGUUACUUUUACUUUUUUGUAUCACUUAAGUUAGGGAGACAAAAUGUUACAAUACGUUUAUAGAAAGAAAUAUUAAUUUUGCGAAAGUCUGGUUAUAUCUUUUCCGUUUCAAUUUUAAUAAAUAUGUAUAAAAUAAGUGUA
This is a messenger RNA of Tribolium madens (black flour beetle), 876 nucleotides long. RefSeq names its product rRNA 2'-O-methyltransferase fibrillarin (gene Fib). The transcript has 2 exons. Gene Ontology annotation, biological process: box C/D sno(s)RNA 3'-end processing; rRNA methylation. The annotation marks the transcript as partial. Gene Ontology annotation, molecular function: histone H2AQ104 methyltransferase activity; rRNA methyltransferase activity; RNA binding. Gene Ontology annotation, cellular component: nucleolus; small-subunit processome; Cajal body. Lineage: Eukaryota; Metazoa; Arthropoda; Insecta; Coleoptera; Tenebrionidae. The record is from RefSeq and is a predicted model, not a curated record.